Molecule: messenger RNA, 1697 nt
Organism: Mycetomoellerius zeteki
Lineage: Eukaryota; Metazoa; Arthropoda; Insecta; Hymenoptera; Formicidae
Gene: Pop4
Product: ribonuclease P/MRP subunit POP4
Exons: 5
Coding region: 141-815 (224 amino acids)
Biological process (GO): rRNA processing; tRNA 5'-leader removal
Cellular component (GO): ribonuclease P complex; ribonuclease MRP complex
Molecular function (GO): ribonuclease P RNA binding
Source: RefSeq, a predicted model, not a curated record
AGCGCCAUGAUGUUGCGAAAGUUUGUUUGAAAAUCAUGAAUUGUUGUAAUAAUAUUUUAACGUUGCAAAAAUAAUUGAAAAUUUCAAUUGUGGUUUAACAAUUCGAAAGAUCAACUUAUAGGAGGCAACAUUGCAGAAUCAUGUCGAAUUAUGCGAAAUUAUGCACGCCACUUCCCAAAAGUAAGACUAGUCAUAUCAAGAUCUGUGAAAAUACUCAGCAGUAUGUCAUCGACUUUUUGCAAAACUUGUUGCCACCGUCCGACCAAAAAUCUAUUUCAGAUGAGUUACGAAAGACCUAUAUAUUUAACAAGAUUAGACCAAAGCACAAGCAGAAAGUGGAGAAAGGCAAAUGCUUCUCUGCCAGGAAGAGACUACACCUUGGUUUAGGUAGAAUCGGUAAUAGAAAUCAGAUGAAAUACUCUGAUGUUUUGCCUUUAAAUCAAUUAUGGCUACAGUAUAUGCGAGAGAUGCUCGGUGUCGAGUCGUUUGUUGAUAUAUCAGAGAAUCCUCGAAAUUGGGAGAAUGUAAAUCUGCAACUGAUGAAAGCUGAUUUUCAUGGUGCUAAAAUCUCAAUUGAUAGAUCCAAAUGCCCUAGUCUGGUAGGAGUUACGGGAAUCGUCAUACAAGACACAAAGAAUACUUUUAGGGUCUGUGGAAUGGACAAUAUUAUUCGAACGAUACCAAAAGAUGUAGUUAAGAUUGACGUUCACUUGGAUGAUGGAGUAACACUAAAAGCAUUUGGAAGAGAGCUUUCUAUAAGGCCUGCAGAACGAGCAGUUAAGAAAUUUAAGAAUAGUUCAAUCAUAAUGCUGUGAUAAAUAUUUAAUAUAAUAUAUUAAUAAUUUGAUGGGGUACUUUCUACAAAGAUACACAAAUUAGUGUUAAAUUUUGAUUAAAAAAUUACGUUGUGAAGGAAAAUAAAAAAAUGUGACAAAAUAAAUCAGUAUACGGAUAAUAUAGUUGUACGUAAUUAUACAAUAUGGUAUACCUUUUGUUGAAAUUACUUUAAUUUCAUCUAGAUGUUAGAAUUAUUUUAUUUCUUCAUAUCUUUCAGCAUUUCUUUGUAGAUUAUUAUCAUAGGAUAUUACAAUUACAGGAUUGGUAAUGUAUAUUUACUACUUACAUGGUACAGUAUUUAUAUAUAGUCGUAUAUAUAAUAUAGCAUUAUAUUUAUAUAUAAUGUAUACGCGUGUAAAUCUCUUUGUGUCUCGUGUGUUUAUAUGGAAAGGUGUGCAUAACUAUUGAACAAUAACAUAUUUUUUCUUUUGGAAGUGUGUUCACCCAUGUUCCAUUAAAAUCGCAAUGGUCAAACAUGACACUGAUACAAUGAUAAUUAUUUUCAAUUAAUACAACUAUAUUUGUUUAAUCAAUCUCUACAAUUUCAUUUGGCUAAGGUUUAGAUAAAAAUAAAACGUAGUAUCAGGGCAUGUUACUGACCUCCUCCUUCGACAUUCGACAUAACAGUUUUAAUAUAUAAUAUAUACAGCUAGAUCACUGCAAGAUCAACUGUGGAGUACAAAAAAAACCAAAAUGUCGCGCGAUAGAGAAGACGAGGAAAACGAUGAGCGCGUUCAUUUUUUUAUUAUUACACAAUAUAAUUUUUUUUUUACUUGGGCAUAGUAUUAACGUGACCGGUAUAAACUUUCGCUCUCCGUGCAUUUUAAAAUAAAAAGACUACAUAUUAUAACCUGUUGAGA